AUGGAACGACUAGGACAAUUCCCGUUAUGUGUGCCAUUGUUGCAAGGACUUCGACCGUCACUGCCGCCAUGGCUCCCUCUAGCACUUCCUUCAAUGCCGUCAUCACUACAAAACGUCCUUCCUCCACCAGCACAGCCAGCAACUGAUUCCCUCUCGGUGACCACGGCCACAGAGGAGGAUGUGUCCGUGAGGACAGAAGUAACCGAGGACACAGCGAGUGGCAGAAGUCCUACAGUAGAAGUAACGGCCUGUUCCACGUCUCCGAUCCAACGGACCGUCACUGAAGCGCUCUCACGGCCAGAUUCGGCUGAAUCCAGUAUUUUGAGUGAGUCCCCACUGAGCAGCAAUAAAAUGAAGAAACGUGUUCUAUGCGAGCGAUGCAACAAGUCAUUCUGCGACAAAGGAGCGCUAAAGAUCCAUACCAGUGCUGUUCACCUUAAGGAGAUGCAUAUGUGUACGAUACCCGGAUGUGGUAAGGAGUUCAGCAGCAGACGAAGCCGAAACCGCCAUUCGGCUAACACCAAUCCGAAAUUGCACAUGCCCGAAGCGGCACAGACUUUUCGGGACCAAGUUGGUAUCAAUGCCGCCGCACUCACAAUGGCAGCAGCGGUUUGUCUUCGGUUGUCUUAG
This is a messenger RNA of Cooperia oncophora, 630 nucleotides long. The record is from the annotation of a GenBank genome assembly. Lineage: Eukaryota; Metazoa; Nematoda; Chromadorea; Rhabditida; Trichostrongylidae.